AUGCGGGACUUCCAACGUACGGAAUUGCUGGAACGUCGUGAAGCGAAUACAUUAUCCUAUCGUUUGUUGGCGCCGGGUCGCGUUCAAAUCAUGUGGACUUAUCCAAGCUCAAUUGCACCGUCUGUCACUGGCACGACAUUGGUUUACGCAGAAGAUCGUGAUUUACCGCUGGAGCGAUGGGAGCGGAUUGAUUUGGUUGAUCCACAGCAGGUAAGCUUACAUGUGGUAGGUUCUUUGGAGGUAACUCAUCUCACUUAG
Molecule: messenger RNA, 258 nt
Organism: Gongylonema pulchrum
Lineage: Eukaryota; Metazoa; Nematoda; Chromadorea; Rhabditida; Gongylonematidae
Source: the annotation of a GenBank genome assembly